GUCAGCUCCACAUCCAGAAGCUCCCGCGGCCAGAUACACGCAUCACUCCGCACUCGAGGUGCCAAACUGCGGCUCUGACACAACUCCGGGUCGGUGGAAGUGGGGAAGCUUGACAGUUACUUAAAGGGGGACUCUGGUGAUUUAGACACCCCCUUCAUCCUCUACUUCUUUCUGGGAAUUGCUACUUUCUCUUUUUUUUUUUCUUCUUCAUUCCUGCCUCCUCUUGCUGUUGUGUGACUUUGGCUUUAAGAGAGAUUUACAGUACGCGCUUUUCCGGACAUGUCUUUCCCUCAGCUGGGGUACCCCCAGUUCCUCAGUGCCUCCCACGAGGUGUACGGGGGCGAGCGGCCGGCCUCUGCCCGGGAAGGAGGCACUGAAUGCGGCGUGAGCUCGUCCGCUACCGCCGCGGCUGUCGGCUCCAUGCUGGGGAUGUACGGGAGCCCAUGGGCGGCUCACAACUACAGUGCCUUUCUGCCGUACAGCGGAGCCGCAGACCUCGCCCUCAUAUCCCAGAUGGGCUCCCAGUAUGAGCUGAAGGACAGCCCGGGGUCCCACCCUGCCUCUCUGCCGGUCCACGCCGCUCAAGGCUUCUACUCAUAUGGCCAGUACCCGUACGGGGACCCGUCAAGGGCCAAGACGGCCACCCGGGAGACCACCAGCACCCUGAAGGCCUGGCUGCAGGAGCACCAGAAGAACCCCUACCCCACCAAAGGAGAGAAGAUCAUGCUUGCUAUCAUUACUAGGAUGACACUCACACAGGUGUCGACGUGGUUCGCGAACGCCCGCAGACGCCUGAAGAAGGAGAACAAGGUGACCUGGGGCCGCAGCGCCGAGGACCGGGACGGCCGCAUCUUCAGCAGCGACAACGAGGACGAGCCAGGCAAGAACGGCAGCGAUGACGAAGACGAAGAGGAGGAGAUCGAUUUGGAAACUGUCGAUAUCGAGAGACCCGAGGAGCAGCAAGCAAGGGAGCAAGGCUCCGGGAAGGGAGAGGGAGAAGGAGAAGGGGAGGGAGAGAGUGAGGGAGAGGGAGAGGCAGGCCUGGCCGACAGAGAGCAGGCCUCGGAGCCGAAGAGCUCAGAGAGUAGCAGGACGCUUUCUGUGGAGGGCCUGCGAGGGGUGGAGGCGGCUAUUUCUCUCAACAGACCGCCUGUUGUCAAACUCGCAGUGGAUCAUUCUCCCAGCAGACAGGAGUGCCAGAGACCACCGCAGAGCAAACCCAAAAUCUGGUCCCUGGCUGAGACCGCCACGGCCCCGGACAGCUCUCACAGACCUUCCCCCGCGGCCCACGCGCACCACCCGGCUUUGGCCUCCGUCGGCCACCCGGCCUUACUCCCGGGUCAUGGGAUUUACACAUGCCAGAUUGGCAAACUGCACAACUGGGCCAACGCGGCUUUUCUGAACGCCAACUCGCUUUUGAACAUGCGGUCGCUCCUCGGAGGGGCGCCGGCCGGACACCUGCCUCUCCACGGCGCGGUUCCGGUUGCGCGUCAUGACGCACGGCCGGCGGCGGCGGGGCCCGGAACAUCGGGGACGGAGGAUGACAGUGAUGUGGAGUCGUCGGGAAGCUUCAGUCCAAAAAGAGAUGACGAGGAGAGCGACCACAGGCCUGAUUCCCGGAAGUCCCCAUUCCAGCUGAUCACUGACAGACCUCACCAUGGGACAGCACCACAGCGAGUUGUGACAAUGACAUUAUGAGAAGACAAAGAGAAAGAGAAAGGAAUAAUUUUAUUUAACGGAGAACAGUUUAAUGAAGGCUAUUUUUUUGACAGUGCUACCUGUCAUAGUAUUACCGUUUAGCUUCUACAUGCAAACGAGAUGGUUGUUUUUGUCACAGAUUUGCUUGUAUCUCUCUUUUAUGUCCUAUAUGUUUCUUCUUCGCCUCAUCUGUUGUGAAUGGAAACCUUUAAAAAUUGUAAAUACAGGAUAUGAAUUUGUCUUUAAAGAAUAUAUUUUUUUGGGAACUAAAUAAAUGUCAUUAUAGUCAUUUAUUAUUGGAGUUUUCUUCCCUAAUUAGAAAUUGUUCAUAUUCUGUCAAAAAUUUCGAGAAAAUCAAAAGUGCAACGGGUGACUUAAACCUCCUAAAAGCAGUGCCCUACUCUUACAUGUUUAUCUUACUUUUAAGGUUGAUUGAGAUCUAUAAAAUGUUAAUUCAUAGUAUGUUAUAUCACAUGACAGAUAUCAGUCUUAAUGUGCACAUUAGAAUUCAUUCCGUCAUUGAAAUUCUCUUUUUAAUUUCAUUCCUCUAAGAAAUUAAGUGUAAAGUCACAGAGGAUGUGUUACUUUAACGGGAAAUCCUAAAUUUACAUGAAUAUACAAUAAUACACAUUUCAAAUAUUAUAGAUUUCCACUUGUUUAUUGAUGAUCACAGUGUCCCCACCUUUUAAUUGACCCCUUCUUCACCGUGUCUUGUUUCACACUCUCCUUGCCAACUAAACCGUGCAGAGUCAGCCCCUUUUAGCAAGAAAAGUCUCACCCUUAUUGGAAUCUGCACUCCCGCCAAAACUCGGAGACUUAUGCCAGCGCCUUGGAAGCCACUGCAAACGCUGCGGAAAUUGAAAUUGAAGAUUUCCAGGACCUUAUGAACCUGCGUCUGUGCUUUCAGCCCAGACCUCCUUGCUUUAAUGUUGGAUUAUACCCCCUCAGUGCCACCACUGCCGCCUCUGAAAUAUGGAUCAGACGGCAGGAAAGGCCAGCAGCCAGUAUGGGGUCGGCAGCUCAGGGGGAGGUUGAUGGGAGGGGAGUUGGGGGGGGGGUUUGUGUGUCACUCUGAGCCAUCCUUGACGUUCACAGGCCCAAAGACAUCAGGGCAAAGGGAGAGAGAGGACGGUGGGGGGUCUCAGGGCUGUUAAUAGUGAGUGUUUCUCAAAGCUGUGGUCCCACACGCAUGCUUGGAUUAGCAGCAGGUCAUGCAUGUCACAUGAUUUGAGUCCUCUGGCCUCUCAAGGGGGCCUGGACCGUCUCAGGUUCAGGUGCACACACCUAUUUUAGAUUUAAUUGCAUAUUUAAACUCGCUAUGCAGAUAAGGCUUGACAUCUUUAAAAGCUGCAUAUGAAGCAACUGCUUUUAGGUUCACACUUCAGUUUGAAAGUCAAACGCUGAUCGUCAACUUCCAUUAUUGUCAAGUGGCUUUGGCCUCUUAGUAGAAGUCAAGUGCUGCAGAUGUUCAGUAUUUGGAUUAGAUCAGUGAAACGGUUAGAUUUAGGUUGGGUCAGGUUGGGUUACGUGGUCCGUAAAGGUGUAACAAAUAAGUAUAUGGCAAUGUGUUGAAUAGCAAGUUGACGAGUGAAAUGAACCGGCACUUCGUUACUUACUUUAUUAUAAUUUACAUAAAUAUAUUGCAGACUUGUUUGGGCAGAUAGACGGUCAGUAGAGUACACAGUCAAAUGGUGAUUUGAGCAGGCGCCGUACACAGUGACAGAAUCACAGCCGGCAGGAUCAUGGACCUACAGAUUAACUCAAUGCUGCCACCUCACUCUCAGAAAGAGUAAAGCAGAAUUUUACUUCGUGGAGCAAAACAUGUCACUGUGUCUGUGUC
This is a messenger RNA of Anarrhichthys ocellatus (wolf-eel), 3538 nucleotides long. RefSeq names its product iroquois homeobox 1b (gene irx1b). Gene Ontology annotation, cellular component: nucleus. Bases 280 to 1698 code for a protein of 472 amino acids. Gene Ontology annotation, biological process: cell development; neuron differentiation; regulation of transcription by RNA polymerase II. Gene Ontology annotation, molecular function: DNA-binding transcription factor activity, RNA polymerase II-specific; RNA polymerase II cis-regulatory region sequence-specific DNA binding. NCBI's taxonomy places the organism in Eukaryota, Metazoa, Chordata, Actinopteri, Perciformes, Anarhichadidae. The record is from RefSeq and is a predicted model, not a curated record. The transcript has 5 exons.